Messenger RNA from Mizuhopecten yessoensis (Yesso scallop), 2923 nucleotides. RefSeq names its product myoglobin-like. Gene Ontology annotation, molecular function: indoleamine 2,3-dioxygenase activity; metal ion binding; heme binding. Gene Ontology annotation, cellular component: cytoplasm. Gene Ontology annotation, biological process: 'de novo' NAD+ biosynthetic process from L-tryptophan. The record is from RefSeq and is a predicted model, not a curated record. NCBI's taxonomy places the organism in Eukaryota, Metazoa, Mollusca, Bivalvia, Pectinida, Pectinidae. The transcript has 14 exons. The coding region runs from base 1 to 1161 and encodes 386 amino acids.
AUGCUCCCUAAACUUACAGGUUUCUAUCAUAAGGUUCUGCUCCCUGAAUUAACACUUCCAAGAGAAGGAAAAAGUCCAGGAAUAAGAGAACCAGGUAUUUGGGAAAAACUACCGGAAUAUUUCCAGCCUUGGAAUGACCUUGCUAGCCGUAUUGUAGAACUGAUGAAAUCUAAAACUGUACGGGAACACAUUGAUCAGCUAGAAAUGCUCGACCACAAGAGACUGUCAGGACGAGCUGAACUGUUCCUGGCACACCUACAGUUGUCUCGUUUUGUAGCAGGAUACGUUUGGCAAAACGGAAAGAGUGAUCCGGCCAAGAAAAUACCGAGAUGCAUUGCGGUGCCGUUUUAUGGAAUUUCCGAUAGUUUGUCCAUUCGUCCGACAAUAUCUUACUGCGACAUCGUAUUGGCAAACUGGCGACCUAUCGACCCAAAAGCACCGCUGACGUUUGUUAACAUCAGACCGAUCAUCUCUCUACCUGGUGGAAAGGACGCCGAUAACUUAAUUCGCCAAACUGCUGCUGUAGAAUUAGCAUUUACACCUGCGAUUCAGAGAACACUGGACGCUGUUUACGCUACAGAAGCUGGGGACGCUAGUACAUUGGCACACUGUCUAGAGGAUGUUGCUGCUGUGCUGAGGAAAAUGACCGCAAUGCUCUCUGAUAUCCAUGAACUCAUCGACGCCGAGGCUUUGCAAAAUGUGGUUCUACUAUAUUGUGGCGGAUUUGGACCGGGGUCACCAUUACCAGAGGGACUUCUAUUUGAGGGCGUUAGUGACGAAGGUGUAACAGCCAUUGGUGCCAGUGCUGCACAGACGUCCGCUCUCCAGCUUGUAGACGCUGCCCUGUCGGUACAGCACACACAGGAUAACAGAGCUAUAUUCCAGAACCACAGACUGUACAUGCCGCAGAAACACAGGCAGUUUGUCGAGACGGUGGAACAACGAUCACAAAUACGUCAGUAUGUAACUUCAUGCAAAGACGAGGCUCUAACGUCAGCCUUUAAAAACUGUCUGCGCUGUCUCGCUGACUUCCGGAGUGGCCACAUCCGAAUAAUUACAAAGUACGUGGUGAUGGUCAGCAAGAAUGAUCCCGGCAAUGACAAACUGGUUUCCUAUCUCAAAAGUGCGAGGGACGAGACAACUAAUAAUGAACAUGUGUAGAAUGGCAAAGGAAUACCCCCGUCAAUGUGUACGCCGAGUCCAUGAACAUACCUCCAAGAUACACCUUUGUGAUACAAUCUGAAAGAAAUUCCAGACUCAUUUAUAUAAACAGAUCGGAUAUGAUUUAGAAUUGUAAACAAAUGUAUUAUCAUAAAUGUAAUUUGAUUUGACAGUUGUGUCCUGAUAGAGGUAAGAUAACAUCAAUUGUGUAUGGUACGAUGAAUGACUGAGCGUAACCUGUUCCUCCUAAUCAAUGAAUUUCAACUGAUUUUUAUUGACAAUACAUAAAUGAAUGUGGUGGUAAGACGAGGCAUUUCUGAGUCGACCGCCAUUGACCAAUCAGGACAGUACUUACUAUUAACUUCAUCAAUGCCCAUAGAUUUUCAGUUCAGAUACAAAUGAAGCAACCAUAGAAUAAGCGGUUAACUUGGCAUAUUUAUGCUGCAGACUCUAAGUUAUUUUGUUAACCUACACAAUUGACUCCAUAUAUAGGUUGGCAAAUUAUAACAAACAAUGGCAGGAAAUAGUAGAAUUGUUCUGAGAAGACAAUUUAAAAUGGCGCGCAGCUUUGUUUUGUAAGCGGACGCCAUUCGAACACUGCGACAAAGAUUAAGCUAUUAAAUCAGAAAUUGUUUAUAUUCAACAAUAGCUUUGUCGUUGUAGAUAGUUUAAAAUGUAAGUUUGUUUUCGAUGAAUACCACAUAUAUUUCACUCCUAUGACAUAUAUUUUCACACUCGUGACAUACUAAAUACCCAGUCAACUCCAAUGGAUACACAGCGACAUGUCCUUAGCUUUAACAAGCUGGUCCCUGUCUUAAAGACGAAAUUCACACAUAAAAAAAAUCAUCGAGGUGGGACGAUAAUAAGAACUACAAAGUUUGUUUCUGUUAUUUUAUGUUAUAGGUAAAAGACACUCCAAUAGAUUAAAUGUAUACAGUAUUCUCAGCUCUCCCGAUAUUCAGGUAUUACUCAGAUUUAGAUUUAUAGAAAUGUAUAUACAUUGUAUAUCAAUGUAUUGCAAAGCGCCUAAAAAGUGGCUAAUUCUAGAUACAGCUGUACAAUAUGCAUGUACAUGUAGAUAUGGUGCUUUAAUCAAAUUUUGUAAAAAAAUAUUAUGAAGGUCACCAAUCGGCCAAGUGGACGCUGUCGGGCUAUGUACAGCAAUAAUCGUCCUAAUGGACGCUGUCGGGCUAUGUACAGCAAUAAUCGUCCUAAUGGACGCUGUCGGGCUAUGUACAGCAACAAUAAGCCUAGUGGAUGCUGUCGGGCUAUGUACAGCAACAAUAGGUCUAGUGGACGCUGUCGGGCUAUGUACAGCAAUAAUCGUCCUAAUGGACGCUGUCGGGCUAUGUACAGCAGCAAUAGGCCUAACGGACGCUGUCGGGCUAUGUACAGCAACACUCGGCCUAGUGGACGCUGUCGGGCUAUGUACAGCAACAAUAGGCCUAGUGGACCUGUCGGGCAAUGUACAGCAACAAUAGGCCUAGUUGACGCUGUCUGGCUAUGUACAGAAACAAUUGGCCUAAUGGACGCUGUCGGGCUAUAUACAGCAACAAUAGGCCUAGUGGAUGCUGUCGAGCUAUCUGCAGCAACAAUAGGCCUAGCGGACGCUGUCGGGCUAUGUACAGCAACAAUAGGUCUAGUUGACGCUGUCGGGCUAUGUACAGCAACAAUAGGCCUACUGGACGCUGUCGGGCUAUGUACAGCAUCAAUAGGCCUAGUUUCCGCUGUCUGGCAUGUACAGCAACAAUAGGCCUAGUGG